AUGGCCCGGGUCCAGGAUGGGCACACAGAGGAAUAUGACAGCUCUGUGAUGUUAGAGGACAGUCAGGAUGGCAUGGACAGUGGUAGCCUGACUCCUGGCUCAGCUCGACAGGUCUGCAUCCAGCGCCAUCCAAGCCACGGCUUCGGUUUCAUUGCCGGCAGCGAACGGCCUGUCGUUGUUCGCUCUGUCUCAGCGGACGGACCAUCAAGUGGCAAGCUUUACCCCGGAGAUCAGAUCCUAGCCAUCAACCAGGAACUUGUGAGCGACGCGCACCGGGAGAAAGUCAUAGACCUUUCACCUAAGUCUGCCUUCAUAAGUGCAGCCAAGAAAGCUCGUCUGCGAACCAAUCCCCCCAAAGUGCGCUUUUCUGAGCAAGUGUCCAUCAGCGACCCAGACUCAACCAUGCUUAAAGACGAGUCUUUGCUUCUGAUACCAAAUGUGUUGAAGGUGUUUCUGGAAAAUGGACAGAUCAAAUCCUUUACAUUUGACAACCGCACCACUGUUAGGGAUGUGAUAUCAUCGCUGCAGGAUCGCCUUUCUCUACGCUACAUUGAGCACUUUGCUUUGGUGCUGGAGUCCGGUGGACUGGCCCAGAAUCAGAGGCUGCAUCUGCUCCAGGAAAACCAGCCACUGUCUCAUGUAGUUCACAGGACCUAUUUCCAAGGAAUGAAGUGUCUUUUCCGUAUUUGCUUCUUCCCAAAGGACCCUGCUGACUUACUGAGGAGAGACCCCGCAGCAUUUGAGUACCUCUACAUACAGAGCCGCAAUGACGUCAUUAAAGAGCGAUAUGGAAUGGAUUGGAAGUCCGACGUUACACUUAGGUUGGCAGCCCUUCACAUCUACAUCACUGUGUCCAUUGCGAGACCCAAUCAGAAGAUUUCUCUAAAGCACGUUGAGAAAGAAUGGGGUUUGGAACCUUUCCUUCCUUUGACUCUGUUGCCAACCGUCAAAGAGAAAAACGUCUGCAAGACUCUCUCACAGCUGUUGAAGACAUAUCAGCAUCCUCCACCAGCUGGUAACAAGGAUGAGAAGCAGUCAGCCACUACAUUGUUGGUUGGGCCGAGACACGGUAUCAGUCAUGUAAUUGACCUGAAGAACAACCUAACAACUGUCUUAGCAGAGUUCAGCCGAGUGGCCAAAGUCCAGCUCUUUAGAGAGCAUCAUGGGGUAGCCCGUGUUGAAGUUGUUAUUCUGGAAGCAAAGCCCUUGGUCUUGUUAAUGGAGUGGCCAGAUGCAUCAAACUUUGCCUGUUUGAUAUCUGGCUAUUACAAGCUAUUUGUGGACCCUAAAAGGACAAUCUACUGCAGGAUACCUGGUCAGCCUUAUAUGAUCAAGGCAGAUUCCAGAAGCUCCCAUGCCCAAUUACGCUCCGGAGCCACUGUGUUAAGUGGGAGUCGUCGCGAAGAGAGAGAGGGGGCGUCGAGAGAGGCAACACAGAAGACAUCAGCGUCACCCAUAUCUCAGCACCUUGGCCUGUGUCACAUCCAUUUAAAAGAGCAACAACAGAUGCAAGAGCUUCAGAUACAGGCAGAGCAGGAGCUUGACAUUAAUGAGAACCUUAUCUCACAGGUACAGAGUCGCUUGCGCACAAAGUCUGACCCCACUCUAAAGAGCACUGAAUCCGUGCCGGGAGAAGAGGGUCCGACUGAUGACAGUUCAAGCUUCAGGAACAGAGCGAAAACAAUGGAGCCUAAACAGAGGUUUUUCUGUGACUCCUGCAAGGCAAAACUCCAAGCUGAAGGUUUGAUUUCGGACACUGGGGAGGCUGGAAGACUCAUUUUGCAGCAGUGCAAAAAUGCAUGUGCUACUCGCGAAGGAGGUGCUGUUGAUCUCAUUGCCUUACCACUACCUGGGAAUGAGGAAGAUGAAGAGCUAGAUGAUGGAGCAGGAAAGCUGCAGCCUCCCCCUCCUGGCAUAGCAGCUCCACCCCCAGGGUUUCGUGAUAACAGCUCUGACGAAGAUGACCCGAAAAAGGGUCGGAAAGGAAUCAAAGCCUCUGCUGCUGUGGCGAAGGGUCAAGAGGAAGUUCCUGUAACACUGAUUGAUAAUGUGACCACUAGGACAGUUCAAGACCAUGCUCAGGAGUUAGAUGAUGCAUUAGUAUCCACCCUCCAGGCACUGGAAGCACUAGCUGCAUCGGAGGAUUACCCACACCAUCACCAGCAGACACCACAGACAGCAGGGUUGAUUGUGCUUGCUGCCAUAACCCCUGAAUCAUCCCUAGACUCUGGACAUGAGACAAAUUCAUCAGAGCUAACUGAUGUGUCUGAGAUGGUGUCUGCCAUGAAGCAGCAUCAGAACCAGGCUUAUCUAUUUGCCCACCACAUCAACAAAGAGCGACUUUUCAGUCGACGAGACUUCCCCUUGUCAAUCCCUGGCUGUACAACACAAGCAAUUGGGGGAGGGGCUUUUUCAAUGAGUCAGAUCCGUGGUGGGUGUCCACCAAAGCCUGUGAUCUUAAGUAAGACAGUGCCCUCGAAAGUUUGUCCCAGUCAAGAAAUUAUUCCCUCUGACAGCUCUGUGGAGCAGGGGAAGAGCCAUGAAGCAAAAAGUAAGAAGGAUAUAGAAACAUCAGAAAAAGUCCCUGUAAAAGAGUGUUUGGAAGAGUCUGAACAACAGGCAUCUGAAGAACUUAAAGCAUCAGAACAAGUUUGUGCUCCCCAAGUCAACACAGAUCAAUUGCCUCUUGCUAGUAAAGAAAAACCAAGCUCUAUUACCUCAGAAGGUGUCCAGGGAAAAGACUCUGGUACAGUUACCCUAGAAACUACCAGUAUAGCCUUACCGGUUCUCUUGCCUGUGGACAAAACUGCAUCUGCAAAAAUUUGUUCAACAAAUAUGUGCCAAGAUGCCGAGAAUGCCUCUCUAAGUGAGACCACUAAGCCUUCAAGUUCAAAGGGCCUUCUGCCAGCUUCUGACUUGUUCUGCACAUGUCCAGUACGACCAGAGCCUGGCCCACAGGUGCGUCUAAAAGAUCCACAGGCCCCAAAAGUGGUAGUGUUUCACUCGUCUCCGACAGACGAUGAGCGUCUCCGUGCCAAAGGACUUCAGUUAGCUAUCAACAAAGAGAACACAGAGAAGACACCUGAUGCAAGCUUGGUGAAGCCCAGCACCCUGCCUCCUACUAAGUACUCACCAGUUAUGCCCGUUAAAGCAGAAGAGAAAGAGAUGUCAGAGGCAAAGGCAGAGAACUCCCAGAGUAAAGCCCCUGUCGAACCACAGAAAACUCCUAAAAGUGUGCCUGUUCUGGUAGACCCAACACACGUCUUAAGUUGUGUGGAAAAGGGUGCGACUAUCCCAGGAGCUGAGUACAAGAAACAGGCCAAUAACAAAGCCAAAUCCCAGCGUAGUACUCCAUUCCUGAGUUUUAGGAACUUAAUUUCAGCCACUUUUCCAGCACGUUUGCGCAGAGAGACAGAUGAGCGUCGUGCACAGCUUCAAAAAGUCAGGCAGUACGAGCUAGAGUUCCUGGAGGAGCUUCUAAAACCUAAAACAUCACAAGGAGAGUUCAUUCCACAGGGAUCCUCUCCCGUUCCAUCAUUUACCCCUUGUGCCUGCCAACUGCGCACAAGUCCUGUACAGAAAGUUCCUGGGAUCUCAAGAGAACAGCGACGCAGCUGCGACUGUAAGAGAAUGUGCCGCGGAAUGCGUCUCCCAGAUACAGCG
Molecule: messenger RNA, 3663 nt
Organism: Pimephales promelas (fathead minnow)
Lineage: Eukaryota; Metazoa; Chordata; Actinopteri; Cypriniformes; Leuciscidae
Source: RefSeq, a predicted model, not a curated record